AUGCGCAUAAACACCACCACUCGUGUGUGCUAGCAGUGUAAUAUUGAUCGGAGCUCGGCAUCGGAAUGUUGGUUGCGAUAAGAUAAGAGAAAUCGGGGCGCAGUUGAGCGUAAAACUCGUCAAGGAAGAGGCGUGAGCCCUAACGAGCAAUACGCAAGGGUGAAUUGAUUCAUUCACUUACCGUGCUUCGGGCUGUAAUCCUGAUACUGUGAUAUCAAUAUCAGAUCAGUUAGUUUGAACGGAUGGUAUUGGUAUGCUCGUGAAUCGUGAUGGCUGUCGAUUUCUGAGCUUGCUACACAUUGAAAAGGCUACAAGGUUUUAAAUCAUGGAAGAUCCGUUCUACCUUGUUCGAGAUGACGUAGUGAAGGCGCUGGCCAAGCUGCGCGGCCUGUACCAGCGGCGCAGUGAGCUCGAGUCGGUACCGGCCACCGCCGCCGAGCGUACCUGGACGGAAAGUGAGCUGUGUAACGCGCUGCGCAGCAUCGAGUGGGACGUCGAGGACCUCCAGGAGACAAUCGGUAUCGUCGAGAAGAACCAGAAGCAGUUCCGUCUGAGCGAGGCGGACCUGCAGGCGCGGCGCAGCUUCGUCAAGGCGACGCGGGACGAGCUGGACGCCCUGAAGGAGCGGCUGAGCCUGAACCGGGCCGCGGACACGGACCGCACCGCCCGACAGGAGCUAGAAGAAGCUGACGAGCUGCCUCCCGCAUACAACCCGCUGCUGGAGCAGCCCUCCAGCCCUCCGGAGCGGCCCCAGGCGCCGGCCAAACCAACCGGUGGCUCCUCCGGCGGUGGAUACAGCAGACUGCGGGAGGAUGAGCCGCCCGAGUCGCCGCUGCAGGAGCAGCGCCAGCAGCAGCGCCGCCUGGCGGGAGAACAGCAGCGCCACCUGGACAGGAUCGGCCAGUCGGUCGGCACACUGCGGGAUAUGUCGCAGCGGCUGGGCACUGAGGUCGACGACCAGAGCAUUAUGAUCGAGGACAUCACCCACGAGGUUGACGCCGCCCAGGGCAAGGUGGACACCACCAUGAGCCGAAUGAUGAAGGUCCUCAGGAUCUCCAACGACAAGCGGCAGUGGACGGCGAUCGGCGUCCUCUCGGGCAUCAUGCUGAUCGUCGUCCUCAUGUUCUUCUUCAUCUAGUCUUCCCGAUCCCGCCGCCACGAGCGGCAGGACGUGCCGCACAGAGUGGCUGGACAUGCUGAACGGGUGCCGUCAGGAGAGCGGCCUUCCUCCCACCGAGUGUGGUGGCGCCUGGGCUGGGGUUCGGCCCGGGAUACCGCCGUCCAUUGACUCCCAGUCAGCCGUGCAGUCUGUCGAGCUGGGUGGAGUCGAGUCUUACUGGGUCUGGGGAAAGAGCUUAAGUCAGAGAAGCAAUCGUAUACAGGUGAUAGAAUCGUAGAAUUAAGGCGCUUGGGCUACGCACACAGUCGUCACUGUGUGAAAAGUACAGCGACCAGUACACUACUAUACUAUGCCAAUGGGAAACGAAUAAGUGAUUGUGGCAAAUUGUAUAUUCAUCGAGCAUCAGCUGUGUAACGGUUAUAGCCUGAGUCGUGUGAAAUGAGCAUAGCAAUAGGAUGAUAGGCUGAAUUUCUCGUCGCGGUCUCCGCUCUCUAUAAUGCUGAUUUGUGACCGUCCACUUUAAACUAUGCAUGGGAGCUUAUUUGAUGCUUCGCUGGAUUUGCAUCUGCCUGCCUUUCGAAAGUGUGCGCGUAAAGACCCCCUGGUCGGUUGACCAUUCAUUCGCACAUUGCCUUCAUGGAUGAUGAAAUUUCUCUUGCUUGUCUUGUCUUAUUCUUCAGCACCACUUAGCUUAGCUUGGCACCAGAUAAAGGCGAGCCUCUAAGCAUAGAGGGUACGGGGUGUUAGUUCAUUAACCUGGCUGACCGGCCCAGGACGAGUCUUUCCAGACGAAAAGCUUCCUUGUGGCAUGUUUGAGCUUGUUCGCUAGGCAGCUGUUGCAUGAGGCUUUCGGUUUCUGCUAAACACGAGCCGACUUGGGACAUGAUAGGUAAUAUGAAUGUCCUCAUUGGCGGGUAUUUGAACUGUUUUUGCCUCGCGAUAUUUUCACACAGCUUGGUCGGCAAGUUCAAGUUUUUACUCCCUGCAAUGUUCCCCAAUCCAUAAAGUGCUCACGCGUGCUUAGUGCUUGUCAAGUAUAUUUUGCUCAACUCCUCCUCUCAUCUGUCCUUCUUGCUCAACUUCUGAUGCAUGGCCGUCAAAUAAGCAGCUCACCGACAUUCCUGUGAUUUUUUGUCGUGAAAUACUUGACGUGCUUAUUUACCAAUCAUGUAUUUAUAUAUGCGGUUCGAGCAUUUCGUUUAUUGUAAUCAAUCGUUCACGUUGCCUAUAGACAGAUGCUAUUAGCUUACAGCUGCGAUGCGCUUAGUACGGGGCCAGUGUUCCUGUUCAGUCUAUGCAUUGUAACUGAUUGUAAAAGACAACACACCGCGGUAGUGUUUUAUUCUCAGGUAGCUGUAGCACCGUCUUCAUUCCUGAAUCGGGCUUUAACGAUGGUGUUUGUGUCGGUGAUCGGUAUGAAAUCGUUAUGAUUAUUACACAGGUACGGGGUGUGAUUGUAUGCAGUGUAAUCCGUCUAGUCAUGGGCCGCUCGAUAUACGAUAACGGUACCGUGCUACCGGGUCGUGUGGGGCGCGGCGGGCGGCCGCUAAUUGCCUAAUAAACGGCGCACCGGUCCA
Molecule: messenger RNA, 2697 nt
Organism: Amphibalanus amphitrite
Lineage: Eukaryota; Metazoa; Arthropoda; Thecostraca; Balanomorpha; Balanidae
Product: syntaxin-6-like
Exons: 7
Coding region: 326-1138 (270 amino acids)
Biological process (GO): vesicle fusion; Golgi vesicle transport; intracellular protein transport
Cellular component (GO): SNARE complex; membrane; endomembrane system
Molecular function (GO): SNAP receptor activity; SNARE binding
Source: RefSeq, a predicted model, not a curated record